AUGCAUUCUGGUUCCCUGCCCAAUAUUUUCCCGCCGGAGGAUGAGGCUAUGGAGAGGAUGCACGUUGAUCAGGAAGAUCCGGAGGCCUGGCUGCUCGUUUCACAAGUUAUGAGAAAAAAUAACGAUCUUACGACGCUGGUGACCCAGUUAAAACAACGCGUUCAGUGCCUAGCCCAAUCAGAGGCAGAACUGAUGAAGAAGUUAUCGGAAAGCAUUGACACGGCUGAGUUGGCCAAAGUGGAAAAAACGAAGGCUGAAAUGACAUGUCAACAACUCUACCUUGAACUUGAUGCCUCGAGAGUGCGCUUUGAAGAGGCUUUGCAGGGCCACGCAGACGACCAACAAAGGAAACUCGUUGAGAUGCUCAACCACACGGACACCCGACUAGAAUCAGUACGUGCCACCCUCAUGUUGUCUGAGGGUAAGACGGCUGAGGCUCUAGCCAGGUCAGAGCAGGCCAAAACGGAGGCGGAGGAGCUUCGGGGUAAACUAGAUGCGGCGCAGCGCGAGAUUGACAAGCUACGCGAGGCUCAGCGGGUUUCCUCUGAAAAGACCCAGGCUAAGGUUGCUGGCCUUAAAAUAAAAGCGUUAGUCAGUUCUCCUGUCUGCUAA
Dibothriocephalus latus is the source of this 612-nucleotide messenger RNA. The record is from the annotation of a GenBank genome assembly. Lineage: Eukaryota; Metazoa; Platyhelminthes; Cestoda; Diphyllobothriidea; Diphyllobothriidae.